AUGAGAGCUUUCCUUGGCCAAGCUGGGUUCUGUCGACCAUGGAUUUUAGGGUUUAGCGAACUAGCUAGACCACUUAUUGAAACUACAAAGGACAAAGCUCCAGAGCCAAUUGUCUGGAUGCCAGAAUUGUCCGAUGCCUUUGCAUCUUUGAAGCAAGCCUUAGCCACAGCCCCAGCUUUAGGCCUGCCAAAUUACUCUAAACCUUUCACUUUGUAUGCUACCAAGAAGGGUGGCAUUGCAAAGGGGGUCCUAGUACAACCUCAUGGACCCUAUGAAAGACCUGUGGGUUAUUACUCAGUUGCUCUUGACGCAGUUAUCAAAGGGUCACCACAUUGCCUUAGAUCAGUAGCAGCAGCUGCGGAGUUAGUGGAAAAAGUUUGCCCACUUGUUCUGGGUCACAAAUUAAUUGUUGCCGUGCCUCAUGAAGUUGAACUUUUACUAACCCGAUAUGCUACCGAGUCUCUCUCACCGCAGUGCACACAUCGAUAUGAAGCCAUCCUGUUACUGACUGAUAAUAUCUCUUUAAAACGGUCAAAACCCUUAAACCCAUCUACCCUUCUACCUGAGAUGCACCUUUCCAAUGACCCACACGACUGUGUGCAAUUUGUCACCACUUAUUCUAAAACCAGAGAACAUUUGCAAGAUGUUCCUCUCUCCCACCCUGACCUUAACCUGUUCACAGACGGAUCAAGUGAUUAUCUGCAUGUUAAUAUCUAUACAGACCCUAAGUACGCUUUUGGCAUUUGUCAUUCUGUUGGUGCACUUUGGAAAGAACGCUGUUUUUUGACCUCUGCCGGCCAUACUAUUGCUCAUGGACAAUUAAUUCAUGAUUUGCUACUCGCUAUCCAGGAACCGCGAGAAAUCGCUGUUAUUUACAUUCCUGCUCAUACUAAACGCCUCGAUUCUUUCGCUCAUGGCAACGCCUUGGCCGACUCCGCGGCGAGAGCGGCGGCAGUCCACGAUGUAUCUCCUGCUACGACUGUGGUUGCUACUCUUCUUCCUUUUCCCGUUGGUCCUGCCCUUUAUGAUGAACUGGAUGAAGAAGAGCUCAACAAAUGGAAACACUGGGAAGCGACACAACAGGACGGCAUUUGGAAACUAGGUGAUAAACCCUUAUUGCCUGUGAGCUAUGUCCUUCCUCUAACUCGCUGGAUUCACGAUCGUACUCAUGGGGGGCCUGAAGCUGUAGCCUCUAAAAUCCAACAGUUGUGGGCAGCGCCUGGAGUUUACAGUGCUGCAAAACGCUUGACUGACUCUUGUACUCUUUGCAAGAAAUAUGGGGUCACAAAGGUCACAACAGUCCCUGGCAAGCGGCGCCUGCUUACUUUCCUUUUCAGAAACUGCAAAUGGAUUUCGCAGAACUGCCCCCUUCUAUGGGAUAUAAGUAUAUUCUUGUUAUUGUUGAUCAGCUUUCGCACUGGGUGGAAGCCUUUCCUACUCGCAAGAACGAUUCGAAAAUUGUGGUUAAGACCCUGCUUCGUGAUAUCAUUCCGAGAGGCUGCCUUUCACACGCCCUACCAUCCACAAUCUUCUGGACAGGUAGAGCAGAUGAAUCGCACUAUUAAAGAUCAUUUGGCAAAAGUCACUGCAGACACAGGUCUCAAAUGGCCUGAGGCAUUACCGCUUGUUUUAUGGGAUCUUCGUACAACUCCCCAUGCUACUACUAAACUCAGCCUGGCUGAAGAUCUGUUCAGGCGAGUUUUGACAGUACUGUUUACCUUUAUGUCUGCCAAAACUGCCCUCCUGGAAGGGGACGAGGCAGUAACGCAGUACUUGCUCUAUCUGCAACAGUUUGCUCGGAUCAGAAAUUAUAUGCAUUGGUAUCAAGGAGUGACACCAGAGAUUCAAAAAUUGCGUAACCUAUCUCAGACUGUUUUACAGAAUCGAAUGGCCUUAGACAUUUUGCUAGCUUCGCAAGGAGGUGUCUGUACCAUGCUAAACUCCAGUUGCUGUAUGUAUAUCAAUAAGAGUAAGCAAUUGGUUACUGAAGUGGAUAAAAUCUGGGAAGUUAGUCAUGUUAUGCAGCAAAUUCAACGAGAUGAUGCUGACUGGGGUGUCGCAGACCUGUGGCAAUGGAUGACUUCCUGGUUUCCUGAUCUCGGAACGUUAGUGAAGAAGAUUUUGAUGACUGUCAUUGUAAUUGUCUUUGUGAUCAUUUUUGUUUUGAUUCAAUGUAUGUCAAUGUUUUGUAACUGUUGCUGUAAUCUCUUGAAUCAACAGAAGCUUUAUUAUCGUUAUCAGUAAAUUGGGAAAUUUUAAAGAGAAAAUGGGGGACUGUUGUAGGGAAAUAGGAAAUUAGGAUUUUAGGCCUAUAUCAGUGUUAUAAGCUGUGCUGCUAAGGCUGAAAGUCUCAGCUUGUCCCCUGUAUAGCCCUUACCCAAAACCACGAGCGUGGUUACCUUAUGCUUGCUUUGUACCCUUAGUUAAGACAUUGAUAAAUGCUAUUCUUAGGGUUGCUGAUUUCCGUGCUAGACUGAUGAACUAUGGAUAACAAAUGAGACAGGUAGAACUUCAAAAGAAGCUAGCCCUGCGACCCGAUGACCUUUCGUUCGGUACUUGCCAAGAAAGAAGAGGUGGAACCUGCAGACCACUGGGAUGGAAGGAACCUGAGGACAUUGACAGUGAUAGACAGUGAUAAAUUUUGCUUAGUUGCAUAAUACCUGUUAGAACCCUAUAUAAUGACUAGUUAUACUGCUGUAUGAUUGUCACUCUCUGAGGAGGUGACCCAACACUGCUGUUCCUGCGAAUCUUCUACAACAAAUUCUGCUCGGAGUAACCCACAAGAGUUCGAGUCUCUACCCAGCGCCACCUACUACCUUUUUCAAUGCUCUUAGAGUUUAGAACAGCCCAGUAGGCUCCUGAAGAAUGACUUUGAUACUCCUGUUGAUCUAUAAAAAUAGUUUGUUUAUACUAAUUUGAUCUAUAAUUAUCUUCUUCCAGGAUGAGAUUAUCAAGUGAUACCUUUUUCUUUAUCUAGUACAUGUCAAAUGAAUUGCUGACUCUAAAUAGAAAUAAAAACAUUCAU
Molecule: messenger RNA, 3025 nt
Organism: Columba livia (rock pigeon)
Lineage: Eukaryota; Metazoa; Chordata; Aves; Columbiformes; Columbidae
Exons: 3
Coding region: 1-2244 (747 amino acids)
Molecular function (GO): nucleic acid binding; RNA-DNA hybrid ribonuclease activity
Source: RefSeq, a predicted model, not a curated record